UAGCCACUACAUAUAAGACACCCUAAAUAGAAUAUCACCCCAACAGACCGCAUCUUCAACAUGUUAUAUGAAAGUAUAUCGUUAUGAAACUUUUCUUGAAUAUGUUAUACAUGUAUUUUCUUUUUUGUGGGAAGUUAUACAUGUAUUUCUGUAUGUACAAAAAAUUCUUUUUUUUCGCUAUGGAUUUUUUUUAAUUAAAAAAGGGGCUCCCUGGAGCCGGUCCUCUAUUGGGCAUUUUUGCACACCCUUAUUCUUUAUUCAAAGGAGUUAUAUUCAGCUUCUAUGCCGGAGGCGGAGGGAAAGAUAUUUGGUGCAGACCGCCCUGUCGAGCGGAAACUUGGCAAUCCUCUAAGAUAUGUACUUAAAUGUUCUUUUAAAAAAUAUUGCACAUCCAUAGUGCAUCUGCAUCCGUUAAGUAUUUUGUGCAAAAGUUGAGUUGGGAAAAUAAUUCAGUAAAAUUCAUACAAAAGUAUGUAACAAAUUUCAUGUUCAUGUGCACUAGAAGAAAAAGGAAGAAAUCACCUAAAAUGUGUCGGCUUCCUAUAGAUUUUCUUACAAAACAAGUUUGCAUGUCAACUUUUUUUCAUUUUCUACAAAUUUGAAGGCCCACAAGACAUUAGACGCACAUAUACAUGCCUUUCUUUUUCAUUGAUUGCACAGAUUUAAAAAAUAUAUAAAGAAACACUUGACUGUUCCACAUUUCAAAACAACCACAUCAUACAGUAAUAAAGAUCGGUAAGCAGAGCAAGAAUCGUUUUUUAUCUAAGGAACAUCAUUCGUCAUAACAAGGAGGUCGGUUCUCUCCCGCGAAAAACAAAUAAACAAGGAGGUCGGUUCAUUCUUUUUUUUUUUCCUUUUUCCUUUUUCCGAAAGCUUGCCACUUGAUGAAGCUGGAGAGAUGGAUCCCGCUGAAAUGGAAUAAAGGGGUUACAAUUUUGUCACGUGCGCUGCACGUGCCAACCAAACACCUGCUGUGAUGUGGAGGGCGGGACAGACAGACAGACCAGGGACGGGGCCUUGGACUAGUGUAGGUGCCAGUUCUGAAGCUCGUGGAUUAGGCCAAUGGGCGCGCUUCGGCUGACGCCUCUGCUGCUCCUGGUGCUGCUCGCCGCCGCCGCGGGGAGGGCGGCCGGGGCGGGGCCGCGGCCGAGCGAGGUCGCCGUGGGCGCGCUCUUCACCUACGACUCCGUCAUUGGCCGCGCGGCGCGGCUCGCCAUCGAGCUCGCCGUCGACGACGUCAACGCGGACCGCACGGUGCUCGCCGCCACCCGGCUCAGCCUCGUCGCCCAGGACACCAACUGCAGCGGCUUCCUCGGGACCAUCGAAGCAUUGGAGCUAAUGGAGAAAAAUGUAGUUGCUGUUAUUGGCCCACAAUCAUCUGGAAUAGGCCAUGUCAUCUCCCAUGUUGUUAACGAGCUACAUGUUCCUCUUCUAUCAUUUGCGGCCACUGAUCCGACGCUUUCCGCGUCAGAGUAUCCUUACUUCAUAAGGACAACCAUGAGUGACUACUUCCAGAUGAACGCCGUUGCUAGCAUUGUCGAUUACUACCAGUGGAAAGAGGUGACCGCUAUAUUCGCCGACGAUGAUUAUGGGCGAGGUGGCGUGUCGGCCCUCGGCGACGCACUUGCAACAAGGAGGGCAAAGAUUUCACACAAAGCAGCCAUUCCUCCAAAUUCAAACACAGAGGUGAUCAAUGACGUGUUGUUCAGAGCAAAUAUGAUGGAAUCAAGGGUCAUGGUUGUGCAUGCCAAUCCUGACACAGGGAUGAGGAUCUUUUCUGUUGCCAACAAGCUUCAGAUGAUGGCCAGUGGCUAUGUCUGGAUAGUAACUGACUGGCUAGCUGCUGUCCUGGAUUCCUCGGCAUCUAGAGAUCUUAAAGGUAUGAGUCAUAUUCAGGGACUGGUUGUUCUUCGCCAGCACACUCCUGAAUCUGAUGCCAAGGAUAAGUUCACCACCAAAUGGAACAAUGCCGCUCGUAGCAGAGGCAUUAAUUCUGGCUUGAAUUCGUAUGGUUUUUAUGCAUACGACUCGGUCUGGGCUGUCGCUCGCGGCAUCGACCAAUUUCUUGAUAAUGGGCAGCAGGUCAACUUCUCUGCAGAUCCAAGGCUGCACCGUUCAAAAGAUAGUACUUUGCAGCUGUCAACUCUCAAGGUAUUUGAUGGUGGUGAGCAGAUGCUGCAGCAGCUUCUGCUCACGAAUUUCACAGGCCUAACUGGUCUGGUGCAAUUUGGUCCGGACCGCAACCUGGUACGCCCAGCAUAUGAUAUCCUUAAUGUGGGUGGUUCUGGUUCCCGGUUGAUUGGCUACUGGUCCAACUACUCAGGCCUCUCUGUCGCUGCUCCUGAAACUUUGUAUCAGAAGCCAUCAAAUGCUUCUUCAGUUGCCCAACGGCUCUACAAUGUGGUCUGGCCAGGUGAUUCCACCACUACACCUAAGGGGUGGGUUUUCCCGAACAAUGGUCAGCCUCUGCGCGUCGGUGUUCCGAUCAAGGCGAGCUUCAAGGAGUUAGUGGCAGGUGGCAGGGGCUCUGAUAAUGUGACUGGCUAUUGCAUCGAUAUAUUCAACGCGGCUAUCAGACUGCUUCCUUACCCGGUUCCUUGCCAGUUCAUAACAAUCGGGGAUGGUAAAAAGAACCCUAACUACGACGACAUUAUUAGUAUGGUUGCUGACAAUUCCCUUGAUGCAGCUGUAGGAGACUUUGCCAUUGUGAGAAACAGAACAAAGAUGGCAGAAUUCACGCAGCCUUAUAUUGAGUCAGGGCUUGUGAUAGUAGCACCGGUGCAAAGAGCACCUUCGAGUGCCUGGGCUUUCAUGAAACCCUUUACAUUGGAGAUGUGGUGUGUAACAUGCGCUCUUUUUAUUUUCGUGGGGAUUGUUGUUUGGAUUCUUGAACAUCGGACCAAUGAGGAGUUUCGAGGCUCUCCGCGACGACAAAUUAUAACAAUAAUUUGGUUUAGCUUCUCAACAAUGUUCUUCUCACACAGGCAGAACACGGGGAGCGCGCUUGGGCGGUUCGUGUUGAUCAUAUGGUUGUUCGUUGUGCUGAUAAUCAAUUCGAGCUAUACUGCUAGCUUGACGUCAAUCCUCACAGUCCAACAGCUAUCUACAGGAAUAACCGGGAUCGACAAUCUGAUUUCAAGUGGUUUACCUAUUGGAUACCAGGCUGGAAAAUUCACCAAAAACUACCUGAUUGAAGAGCUCAGUAUCCCCGAGUCUCGAUUAGUAGCGCUGAAUACGAUCAAGGAGUAUGCCGACGCCCUUAGACGCGGGUCAGGAGACGGAGGCGUCGCUGCAAUCGUUGAUGAGAUGCCAUAUGUUGAGAUCUUCCUGUCAUACCACUGCGAUUUCAGAAUAGUGGGGCAGGAGUUCACCAAGGAGGGAUGGGGCUUUGCAUUCCAGAGAGACUCCCCCCUCGCCGCGGAUUUAUCGACGGCCAUCCUUCAACUUUCAGAGAGUGGCCAGCUCCAGAGGAUCCACGACGAGUGGUUCACCAGGCCGAGCUGCUCCACUGAUGACACUGAGGUGGGAGCAACCAGCCUUGGCCUCCGAAGCUUCUGGGGCCUUUUCCUCGUGUGUGCCCUGAUAUGCCUCUUGGCUCUGCUGGUGUUCUUCAUACGGGUCUGCUGGCAAUAUAGCCGCUACUCUAGCUCUGAAGCUGCCGGUGAGCCCGGUGCAGCCGAUGCUGUCGGCCCCACCGCCGCUGCCGCCAAUGCUGUCGAAAGGCAGCGGAGACCGUCACGCUUUGGCAGCUUCAGAGAGCUGGUAGAGUUUGUUGACAAGAAGGAGGCAGAAGUCAAGAGAGCGAUGAAGCGGAGACCGAGCGAGAAAGAUAACCAGGCCGCAGGAUCCUCGGAUACUCAGCCAGUGUCUUGAGCAGAGAACGUUCUCUCUGACUUCAGUCCUUCAGAUGGCAAAACAGGGAAGGAAGCACGAUACCGAUAAUAUGUUGAAUUGGGUUCUCGCCCAAAGAGAAUAGUACGAUGAUCUAACUUGCUAAAGGCUUUGAAAGUGAUCUAACUUGUUAUUGUAGAAUGAUCUAAGAAUCCUUUUUCAUCAGGGUCACUAGAAUUUUGUCUCUGAUGUACACAGUUUGUACUACUAAACAAUUCUCUUCCCAGUUGGCUUGUUUCUCAAGUUUUGAAAGUGGUUUGUUUCAGUUGCA
Molecule: messenger RNA, 4162 nt
Organism: Aegilops tauschii subsp. strangulata
Lineage: Eukaryota; Viridiplantae; Streptophyta; Magnoliopsida; Poales; Poaceae
Product: glutamate receptor 3.5
Cellular component (GO): membrane
Molecular function (GO): ligand-gated monoatomic ion channel activity
Source: RefSeq, a predicted model, not a curated record